Molecule: messenger RNA, 588 nt
Organism: Puma concolor (puma)
Lineage: Eukaryota; Metazoa; Chordata; Mammalia; Carnivora; Felidae
Gene: PLA2G12B
Product: phospholipase A2 group XIIB
Biological process (GO): arachidonate secretion; lipid catabolic process; triglyceride homeostasis
Cellular component (GO): extracellular region
Molecular function (GO): calcium ion binding; A2-type glycerophospholipase activity
Source: RefSeq, a predicted model, not a curated record
AUGAAGCUGGCCACUGGCUUCUUGAUUUUGUGGCUCAGCCUGUGGGGUGGCCCAGCUCGGAGUGACACCAGCCCUGAUGCAGAGGAGUCCUAUUCAGACUGGGGCCUUCGGCACAUCAGGGGCAGUUUUGAAUCUGUCAACAGCUACUUCGAUUCCUUUCUGGAGCUGCUGGGAGGGAAAAAUGGAGUCUGUCAGUACAGAUGCCGAUACGGAAAGGCACCAAUGCCCAGACCCGGCUACAAGCCUCAGGAGCCCAACGGCUGCAGCUCCUAUUUCCUGGGUCUUAAGGUACCAGAAAGUAUGGAUUUGGGCAUUCCAGCAAUGACCAAGUGCUGCAACCAGCUGGAUGUCUGUUAUGACACCUGUGGUGCCAACAAGUAUCGCUGUGAUGCAAAAUUCCGAUGGUGUCUCCACUCUAUCUGCUCAGAUCUGAAGCGGAGUUUGGGUUUUGUCUCCAAUGUGGAAGUAGCCUGUGAUUCUCUGGCUGAUACUGUGUUCAAUACCGUAUGGACCUUGGGCUGCCGACCUUUCAUGAAUAGCCAAAGGGCAGCCUGCAUCUGUGCAGAAGAGGAGAAAGAAGAGUUAUGA